AUGUCCCAUAUAUCGAAUGACCCAGUAGCGGCAGGUGCGCCAGAUGAAGAAAGACCGAUAAAGAAGUCCUGGACGGAGUUCUCUAAAGGUGCUUUGAAAGAAUUAGACAAGGAUACGUCGAAACGAAGGCUCCCCACAUUCAACCGUCUAGAUCCUGGAAAUCUACGGGAAUGGAUGGCGGCUAUCCUACAAUAUGGGAAAGUCAAGGGCUGGAAGUUAGAUGAAUCUUUUAUCAUUCUAGCAAUGAUUCAAAUGGAGUUCGAGACCUCUCGACUCCUGGCACAUCAUUUACCAUCUACGAGAGGCUAUAGUUGGGCCGCUUUUGAGAAAGAGAUGUUUGAUUCGUUCCCGUCGAUUAGGGAUUUAGAAAUAGGAGCACUGGAGAAUUUAGAUCUGUUGAAGGCUAGGUUCUCUGGUAUAGGAGAAGAACAGCUACAAAAGCUUACUUCGUUUAAUAUGGAGUUUGAGUUUGAAGCAGACAAACUUGCAGGAAGUUUGUCAAAUCGAGAGAAAGUACAGAAGUUUGCGGAAUGUCUAGACCCGACAUUCUGGCGAGAGAUCAGAAAGAGGCUACGGGACCCUCACUACGUUCGAAACCUGCAGGCAGAAAAGCCCGUAGAAGUAAAUAGUGGGUGGGUGGCUUCCCAGCUAGACCCUUUUGCUUUCUCCCAAGUUAGGGAUAUGGCUUUGACCAUAAGUAAUGAGUUAGUAGGCGAUUGCUACGCACCUCAGGGCUUAGAUCCUGUUAGCUAUACUCUAGGAGUGAAAGCGGCUCCCGUAGGAACCCCUUUGAUCACUCGUGCAAAAAUCGAGCCUACGAUAGCUCCAUUGUCUUCGUACAAGAAGGAAAUAGCUUCUGAUGAGUUGACAAUGAAACUUUUGGCCUCCGUAGACGCACAGAAUACUCGAAUGAACGACUUCGCGCAUGCAGUUUCUGAGCUUUCGAAGAAGAUGCCUGACUUCAGUCAGCCUAACUUCUACAAAAACAUGCAAGCUAUGGCGUAUCAUAAUGGAAGCCAAGGGCAGAGUAGCGGUGGAUCUAGGCCUUCGAACCAGAUCGCAUCCAACUCUACGGCCGCGGGGCAGCCAUAUAGGGCGCCUACGGACAAAAAUUGGAUUAUUUGUGAUGAACCCGGGCAUUUCUGGAGAGAAUGCAGGCAAGCACAAGAGCUAUCCCAGAAGAAGUGGAUAGUUAAGAAUGAACAUACGAAUAGAUUGGAGAUGUACGAUGGGAAUAACCUCCCACCGCCUGAUCCAGUAAAGAAAGAGUCGCGAGCAGACAGAAUUAGAGCUAUCGCUAGAGAGAAGGGAUGGCCAGGUGCUGAAAAGACCAGUUUCUUCUUACAAGGAGACUUGGAUCUUGAUGAUGAUCUCCCAGACCGUCAAUCUGUGCCUACAAUAGAAGUUUUGCUACAGAGAAUUGCUGCUUUGGAGGUAGAGACUCAUAAGAGAGAUAGAUCUCGAGAUACCCAGAGGAGACCGGAGGACCCCAAAAAAAUAAAAUUACCACCAAAACCCCAAGUAGUAAUAUCUACGCCGUCAUUCUUAAGGAAACAACCGUAUGUGAUACCCCAGAGAAAGCCUUUCGAAGAAGAGGUCUCUGAAGAAGAAGAAGCAGAAUCGGAUGAAGAAGAACCUCCGUCGCAGGUCGAUAGACGUCCUUCUACUCCGCCGCCUAGAGUAUUCGAUAAAAUUCAACCCGUAGAACGUGUCCCACAACCAAGGGAUUCUGUAUUGCCCCGAAGCGUAAUUCCUGAAGACAAGGGUGCUUCAAAAUCUAAGAAGGUUCAGUCCGAAAAUGUGAAGAAAGCGUCUACGGAAAAUCUUCAAAAUGUUGAAACGAAAAGAUAUAAGCAACGGGUGAUACAAGACCUAAUUGACCAAAUGAUGGCCAAUCCGGCUAGUGUCUGCUUGAACAAGCUCACGGCUUCAGAAGAGUUCCGAAAGGCAUUGCUACGGCGAGUUAGGAAUAAGCACGUUCGAACGAAGAACUAUAAAGCAUUCCUUCAGACGUUAGACUAUCCGAUAAAAGACUCUACGGCAGCUGAGGAACCUUUUGAUGAAGAAGCGGAGUUUGUGAAAGUAGAUAAUAUUGAGACCGUAGAUUCGUUCGAAACCUUAGAAGAGGAAGAAGACGGAUUGGAAGCGGGAUCAGUAGUUCACCGAGAUGUUGUGGAAGUUUAUCGCACCGAGUUAGAUUCUGAAGAAAAACAGAAGGUCGUGAUAGUAGCUGGAUUGUCCGAGGGACUCAGAUGUGUUUUUCCUGAGGUUAACGGUUCUACGGAAAGAGUAGAAGCGGUGAUCGAUGGUGGAUCGCAAAUAAUUGCGAUUGACGCAUGGGUUGCUCAAGGAUUAGGCUUGCAAUGGGAUCCGAAUUCAGUGAUUCACAUGCAGUCGGCCAAUGGACAGCUGAAACCAACACUGGGAGUGUGCAGAAAUGUACCUUUCAAGUUUGGUGAAGUAACAGUAUACUUGCAACUUCAUGUGGUGGAGAAAGCUCCCUUUCAGAUUCUCUUGGGUAGACCUUUCGAUGUCCUAACGGAAUCAAAAGUGCAAAACUUCAAGGAUGGAGAUCAGUGGGUUACGGUUUCAUGCCCAAACAAAGGAAUUCAAAGUGUCAUCCCUACAUACAUGAGAGGGGAAGGCAUUAAGAUAAAACCUAAGCGGGAACCAACCCUACGGACGCAGAGUUCAGAGGAAGCGCAGAAAGAAAGAGAACAACGAGGGACUGAAUCUUCAAAUUUUCAGUCCACCUUGAUGAAUUGA
Molecule: messenger RNA, 2766 nt
Organism: Marasmius oreades (fairy-ring Marasmius)
Lineage: Eukaryota; Fungi; Basidiomycota; Agaricomycetes; Agaricales; Marasmiaceae
Exons: 2
Coding region: 1-2766 (921 amino acids)
Source: RefSeq, a predicted model, not a curated record